Messenger RNA from Castor canadensis (American beaver), 4149 nucleotides. The record is from RefSeq and is a predicted model, not a curated record. Lineage: Eukaryota; Metazoa; Chordata; Mammalia; Rodentia; Castoridae.
AUGGGACAGAAGCAGGGUGGCACUGAGGAGCACCUCUUGUCUCUACCACCACCCUAUCAGUCACCACCACUGAGGGUGGAGGCACCUGAGCCACAGGGCCCUGGGGAAGCUGAGGCAGGCCCAACUCCCAGAGCUGGAAGUCCCCCUCAUACCAGGAGAAGGGCUCAACUGGAGCAGCUAAAGCCAUCAGCUGAUUCCACAGUUCUCCCGCUAUGGGCAAUAGGGCCAUGCAACAAAACAGGAGACCAACAAAUGCAAUAUUGGCCCUUUGCUACUAGUGACAUUUAUAAUUGGAAAUUACAAACACCAAAGUUUUCUGAAAAACCUCAGGGUCUUAUUGAUCUUUUAGACUCUGUCCUAUUCACCCACCAGCCUACCUGGGAUGACUGUCAGCAGUUAUUACAGAUUCUGUUUACAACUGAGGAAAGAGAGAGAAUCCAGGUGGAAGCCCACAAGUUGGUUCCCGGAGAUGAUGGCAAUCCAACCACCAACCAAGCCAGGAUUGAUGAGGGCUUCCCCUUGACCAGACCCAAUUGGGACUAUGACAGGGCAGAAGGUAAGGAGAGGCUCUGGGUCUACCACCAGGCUCUAAUGGGGGGUUUCCGAGCUGCCGCUAGGCAGCCCAUUAAUUUGGCCAAGGUAAGCGAUGUACAACAAGACAAGGCCAAAUCGCCAGCAGCCUUCUUGGAAUGGGUGCUAGAGGCAUACCGUACUUAUACUCCUAUGAACCUGGAAGCACCUGAAGAUAAGAAUGCAAUUAUUCUAACAUUUGUAAAUCAGUCAGCCCCCAACUUAAGGCGUAAACUGCAGAAGUUGGAUAGGUUAGCUGACAGGUCCCUACAGGAGCUCCUGGCAGUGGCUGAAAAGGUUUACAACCAUCGGGAAACUCCAGAGGAGAGACAAGCUCAAGCAACCUUGGAAGCAGGGGCAAAGCAGACUCGUCAACUUGCCAAGAUUCUCUUGGCCUCCACUGUAGAAUUACCAGGAGACCGGGCAAGUCAACUACAUAGAUUGACAGCUGACCCAGGUAAGAGAGGGCCCACAGUGGGGCACCCUAAGCUACAGAAAAACCAGUGUGCUUACUGUAGUAGAAAGCUAGGCCAAUGGAUCAAGGAAUGUCCUGAAAAACUGCCUACAAAGCAAGAUGAUGGUGGGGGCCGCACCCAAGUCCUGGAAUUAGAGGAACUAGAUGACUAGUGGGGAUGGGGUUUGGACCCCCUCCCCAAACCUAGGGUAACUGUUAAAGUGGAGGGGACACCUGUAAGUUUUCUCGUGGGCACGGGUGCUCAACACUCGGUCUUGACGUGGCCACAAGGAAAGCUAUCACAAAAAAGGUUUUGGGUGCAGGGGGCAACCAGAAUGAACCAAUACCCAUGGACUACCCGAAGAACAGUGGAACUGGGCACGGGCCGGGUAUCCCACUCAUUUAUGGUCAUACCAGAAUGCCCCUCUCCACUCUUAGGAAGGGACUUGCUUACUAAAAUAGGAGCCCAUAUCUACUUUGACUCAGGAGGAACUCAAGUAACUAAUAGGGAGGGACAACCCAUCCAUGUGUUGACCCUCCACUUAGAGGAUGAAUAUAGGUUACAUCCAAGAUCUACUCCCCUGUUGGGAGUAGAAAUGUCCGAAUGGCUGCAGAAACAUCCAACUGUUUCUGAAACAUGUUUCUGAGGCAUGGGAUUUGUAGCCCAUUGCACUCCCAUAUAGGUGGGAUUGAAGCCUGGGGCUUCACCAGCUAGAGUCAAACAGUAUCCAAUGUCCCUUGAAGCCCGGAAAGGGAUCACCCCUCAUAUUCGAUGCCUCCGAGAACAAGGUAUUCUAAUACCUUGCCAUUCCACGUGGAACACUCCCUUAUUACCUGUAAAAAAGCCCAACUCCAAUGACUACUGGCCGGUUCAAGACGUAAGAGAAGUUAACAAGCAGGUCAUGGACAUACACCCCACAGUGCCUAACCCUUAUACACUCCUGAGCUCUUUGACCCCCUCCAGAACUUGGUAUACAGUCUUAGAUUUGAAGGAUGCCUUCUUCAGCCUCCCCUUAGCAGAACCGAGCCAGCCACUCUUUGCCUUUGAGUGGCAAGACCAGGAGGAAGGAUUCAAUGGACAGCUCACAUGGACCAGACUGCCCCAAGGGUUCAAAAACUCACCAACCAUCUUUGAUGAAGCCCUUCAUGAAGACCUGAGUGAGUACCGGGUAGAGCACCCCCAACUCACCAUGUUACAAUAUGUCGAUGAUAUCCUGAUAGCUUCAGACAGCUUCUCGGAAUGCAGACAAGGGACAGAGGACUUAUUGGCCAUCCUAGGAGACCUCGGCUACCGAGUCUCCGCAAAAAAAGCCCAGAUAUGUAAAAAGGAGGUAAUUUACUUGGGCUACAUUCUUAAAGAUGGACAAAGAUGGCUCACAGAGGCCAAAAAAGAAACAGUGCUUAAGACACCCACCCCUACUACUAGAAGGGCAGUCUGAGAGUUUCUAGGGUCAGCAGGCUUCUGCCGCCUCUGGGUACCCAAUUUUGCAGAGCUGGCCCAACCUCUAUAUGAGGUCACCAGAGAAAGUGAGCCUUUUACAUGGACUGGAGACCAAGAGAAGGCCUUCACCAAAAUAAAGCAGGCCCUGCUGUCAGCCCCCGCCCUAGGACUUCCUGAUAUCACCAAGCCAUUCCAUCUCUUCAUGGAUGAGAGAAAAGGCAUAGCUAAGGGGGUACUAACUCAGACUUUAGGGCCCUGGAGUAGACCAGUGGCAUACUUCUCUAAGAAAUUGGAUCCGGUGGCUACUGGUUGGCCUCCUUGCCUGAGAAUUAUCACAGCAACUGCUCUGCUAGUCAAGGAUGCAGAUAAAUUAACAUUUGGACAGAAAUUAUUUGUCACCACCCCUCAUACUAUAGAGGGGAUCUUAAAACAGCCACCCAACAGAUGGCUGAUGAGUAAUGCCCGAAUGACCCAUUAUCAAAGCUUGCUUCUCAAUCCCCCAUGUGUCCACUUCCUCCCGAGUACGACUCUCAAUCCGGCCACCUUGCUGCCUGACCCAGACCUGGAAGCUCCCUUGCAUGAUUGUGUGGGGAUCCUGAGUCAAGCUCACGGGCUCAGAAAAGACCUGAUUGACCAACCGCUCUCAGACGCUGAGAUCACUUGGUUCACAGAUGGCAGCAGCUUCAUUCAGGAUGGACAAAGGUAUGCAGGAGCAGCAGUAGUGACAGAAUCUGAAGUAAUAUGGGGAGCCGCUCUUGCUGCAGGAACAUCAGCCCAAAGAGCAGAACUGAUAGCCCUAACCAAGGCCCUCGAACUGGGUAAAGAUAAAAGGCUCAAUGUGUACACUGAUAGCCGAUAUGCUUUUGCCACAGCACAUGUACAUGGGGCCAUAUACCAAGAGAGAGGAUUACUUAUGGCAGAAGGAAAAACCAUUAAAAAUAAACAGGAGAUCCUGGAUCUGCUGGCUGCUUUAUGGCUGCCAAAAACAUUGGCCAUUAUCCAUUACCCUGGGCACCAAAAAGCAGAAACGCCCAUAGCCUGAGGAAACUGAAAGGCAGACCAAACAGCCAGAGAGGGAGCCUUGCAAACCACCAUUGUCCUAACCACUCAGCUACCCGACCCAGGGUCACCAAUGCUGCCAGAUCAGCCCAACUAUUCUCAAGAAGACUUGAGGUCAAUACAUAUGCUACCUGCAACCAAAAAAAUUGACAAUUGGUGGUAUACGGGAGACCACAAGAUAAUUUUGCCUGGUGACCUAGCUGAAAACCUCCUCCACCACAUCCACUGGACCACCCAUUUGGGGACUUGGAAGACAGAAGACCUACUAAGGAACGCCCACCUGAAGGUGCUCAACCUUAUGCCACUCAAUGACUCAAUUGUCACCAAAUGCCUUAGCUGCAGGCUAACUAACACGAAAAGUGUGCCUAAGGGACAGGGGACUCAACUAAGGGGCUCCAAACCAGGAGCCCAUUGGGAGAUGGACUUCAUGGAAAUAAAACCUGGUAAAUAUGGCUAUAAAUACCUCCUAGUUUUGGUAGAUACUUUUUCAGGAUGGACUGAGGCAUUCCCCACCAAGCAUGAGACAGCACAAACGGUCAUAAAAAAACUGCUGGAAGCCAUCCUACUGAGGUAUGGUAUGCCAGCGCUCCUGAGCUCUGACAGUGGACCAGCCUUUGCUUCUCAG